AGCUUUUCUGAAGGCGUUGCAAUAAAGACAAGUUCUUUGACUCGAUCCUUUGAUCAUCUCCUGUCUGUUGUGAGUCUGUCUUUGUUGACCGCCUCUUUUCCAGCCAUGCUAUUUUCGUGAACAACCCAAGGCAAACGUUGUGCAAGUGCAAAGCACCACGAAGCUCUUCUCUGCCAACUCUUGCCCUGUUGAACCUUUUUGAGAACGAAAUUACGGACCUGCCUCGCGAGUUCUUAAUCGAGUACCUACUAACCCGGGCUUGUUACCGAUAAUGGCGGCUAUUCACCAGACCAUCGCGAUCGUCGAUAAGUCGAACAAGGUUGUCAGUACAUCCAAACAGUUGAAGAAUGUCUUCAAGGAAGCGAAACUUGCUUAUCUCGAGCGCAAGGCCGAGAUAGUGGCAGAAAGGAGGUUAAAAGAAGACAAAGAACUGAGAAAGGCAAUGAAGGCUGUGGCAUUGGCUGAGGAUGACGCUCGAUCGCAAACCUCUCGAAGGCCAGGAAGACACCACUCUCAUGGAAGAGACCACGGUCAAGAUCGACGGCGCCCGUCAGCAGGCGGCCAGUAUCACUCUUCCGAGUCGGUAAGAAGGGAGAGUCACGCCCGCAGGCCUUUGGUCCAAGAAGAAUCAGAAGACUUUGCUGUUGGCCCGCCUGGACAUCCCGGUCUUGCACAAUUCAAUGAAGAGCUGUAUGGUUCCCACCGCUCGGCGCCAACCUCCCCAGUCAACCACUAUGGACACCACGAGCUCGUCCGUCGAACAACUGAUCUUCCUUUGGAACACACCCGCUUACACCGACCACCACCAGUGCGGUCCCACUCAACGUCAGAAGUAGACGAUCACAUUGACAUGGAUCUAGCAUACGGAGAAUUCCACCCGGAAACCCUCAUGCUUGAUCCAAAGGUAGAGCAGCAACUCCAAAAGCAAGAAAUGUCGAGCCUGGUUUUGAAAUGCAAGCUACUGAUGGAUGAGGCCGAUUGCGCACAGCACAGUAUUAGGGCGACUAUUGCCCAUCUACAGAAGAACCCCGACGCUAUGGCAGCUAUAGCUUUGACUUUGGCGGAAAUCAGCAAUCUGGCCACAAAAAUGGCACCCGGCGCGCUCGCAGCUUUUAAGACCGGAGCACCAGCUGUAUUUGCCAUACUCGCAGCUCCAGAGUUUCUCAUUGCUGUGGGUGUGGGUGUUGGAAUCACGGUGGUCAUGUUCGGUGGUUACAAGAUCAUCAAAAAGAUCAAAGCCAGGUCCAACCAGAAGGAAGACCUGGCUGUGGACGAGAUGAUCGAUGUCCACGAACUUGACCGGAUUGAACAUUGGAGAGGUGGAAUUUCUGACGUUGACAGUGCGAGUGUGGCCACGAGCGUGGAGGGAGAGUUCAUCACUCCGAUGGCAGCCGUGAGGAAAGGCCAUCUGCCUCUCCCCAGAGAUCGCAUCGAAGAGAGUCAUAGGAGUUCUUCGAGAGAGGAGAAGAGCAGAAGGGGCCAGAGGCUGAUCGAGGAUGAUACCGAUCGUACUCUCGUGGGAAGUGAAGGGUCAACCAAGCCGUGGAAGCAUAAAUCGGCGAAACGGGAAAAGGUCACGGUCAAGGUUAAGAAGCCCAGUCCGCUGCGGAGGAUCUUUGCCAGCAGGGACUCGGAGACGUCGUCAAGGAGAUGAUCCGAAGUGGACGUAGGGGUAUUUGUGAGCGAUGAGCCUUAAUCUGCCUUCACACAGGAGCUACCGUAUAUAUGAGAAUGUUUGCUACGAGUCACGAUUUAAUGAAAGCUAUGAAAUAGUCAUGAUCGCAAUUGUAUAUAUGUUGAACGGUCAAUGAAA
Molecule: messenger RNA, 1813 nt
Organism: Exophiala viscosa
Lineage: Eukaryota; Fungi; Ascomycota; Eurotiomycetes; Chaetothyriales; Herpotrichiellaceae
Exons: 1
Coding region: 272-1654 (460 amino acids)
Source: RefSeq, a predicted model, not a curated record